Molecule: messenger RNA, 3307 nt
Organism: Ictidomys tridecemlineatus (thirteen-lined ground squirrel)
Lineage: Eukaryota; Metazoa; Chordata; Mammalia; Rodentia; Sciuridae
Gene: Tnfaip3
Product: TNF alpha induced protein 3
Biological process (GO): cytoskeleton organization; protein deubiquitination involved in ubiquitin-dependent protein catabolic process; cell migration
Cellular component (GO): nucleus; cytoplasm
Molecular function (GO): zinc ion binding; K63-linked polyubiquitin modification-dependent protein binding; DNA binding
Source: RefSeq, a predicted model, not a curated record
GCAGUCUGCAGCCGUCGCGGCGGGCGGAGCACAACGAGUUCCGAGCCCGCGGGGGCGGAGCGACGAGAGCGGCCGCCGGAGACGUUCACACCCCCGGCCAAGGAGCGAGCCCGAGCCCGGGCGUCCAUGGGGCGCCUCCUUGGCCUGACCCUGACCGCGACCCCAGACUGCAGCGCGCGCCUGUCCUGACCCGGACCUGGGAUUUUGCUGGAGGAUCCCGCGGCCCGAAAAGGACUUGCAGAGCACAAUGGCUGAGCAGCUUCUUCCUCAGGCUUUGUAUUUGAGCAAUAUGCGGAAAGCUGUGAAGAUAAGAGAGCGAACACCAGAAGACAUUUUUAAACCUACCAAUGGGAUCAUUCAUCAUUUUAAAUCCAUGCACCGAUACACGCUGGAAAUGUUCAGAACUUGCCAGUUUUGUCCCCAAUUCCGGGAAAUCAUCCACAAAGCUCUCAUUGACAGAAGCAUCCAGGCUUCCCUGGAAAGCCAGAAGAAGCUCAACUGGUGUCGUGAAGUGAGGAAGCUCGUGGCACUGAAAACCAAUGGUGAUGGAAAUUGCCUCAUGCAUGCUGCUUGUCAGUAUAUGUGGGGUGUCCAGGACACAGACCUGGUCCUGAGGAAGGCACUCUUCAGCACUCUCAAGGAGACUGACACACGCAACUUUAAAUUCCGCUGGCAGCUGGAAUCUCUGAAAUCUCAGGAAUUCGUGGAAACGGGACUUUGCUAUGACACUAGGAACUGGAAUGAUGAAUGGGACAACCUUAUCAAAAUGGCAUCCACAGACACCCCAGCAGCCCGAAGUGGACUUCAGUAUAAUUCACUGGAAGAAAUUCAUAUAUUUGUCCUUUGCAACAUCCUCAGAAGGCCCAUCAUUGUCAUUUCAGAUAAAAUGCUGAGAAGUUUGGAAUCAGGUUCCAAUUUCGCCCCUUUGAAAGUGGGUGGAAUUUACUUGCCUCUCCACUGGCCUGCACAGGAAUGCUACAGAUACCCCAUUGUUCUUGGUUAUGACAGCCAGCACUUUGUACCCCUGGUGACUCUGAAGGACAGUGGGCCUGAAAUCCGAGCUGUACCACUUGUCAACAGAGACCGAGGAAGAUUUGAAGACUUAAAAAUUCACUUUCUGACAGAGCCUGAAAAUGAGAUGAAGGACAAGCUCUUAAAAGAGUACUUGAUGGUGAUAGAAAUCCCGGUCCAAGGCUGGGACCACGGCACCACUCAUCUGAUUAAUGCUGCAAAGUUGGAUGAAGCUAACUUACCAAAGGAGAUCAACCUGGUAGAUGAUUACUUUGAACUUGUUCAGCAUGAGUACAAGAAGUGGCAGGAGAACAACGAGCAGGGGAGGAGAGGGGCACGCUCGCAGAACCCUGUGGAACCUUCUACACCCCAGCUUUCUCUCAUGGAUGUAAAAUGUGAAACGCCCAACUGCCCUUUCUUCAUGUCUGUGAACACCCAGCCUUUCUGCCAUGAGUGCUCAGAGAGACGGCAGAAGACCCAAAACAAACUGCCAAAGCUGAACUUCAAGCCAGGCCCAGAUGGGUUGCCCGGGGUGGCACUUGGGGCCUCUCGGGGAGAGGCCUACGAGCCCUCAGCCUGGAACCCCGAGGAGCCAGCUGGAGGGCCUCAUUCAGCCCCACCAACAGCGCCCAGCCUUUUCCUGUUCAGCGAGACCACCGCCAUGAAGUGCAGGAGUCCCGGCUGCCCUUUCACGCUGAAUGUGCAACACAAUGGAUUCUGUGAGCGUUGUCACAGUGCCCGGCAGGUCAAUGCCAACCACACCACAGACACCACCAGGCAUUUAGAUCCUGGUAAGUGCCGAGCCUGCCUCCAGGACGUUACCAGGACAUUUAAUGGGAUCUGCAGUACUUGCUUCAAAAGGACUACAGCAGAGCCCUCCUCCAGCUUAGGUUCCAGCCUCCCUCCUUCCUGUCACCAGCGGUCCAAGUCAGACCCCUCACAGCUCAUCCAGAGUCUUUCCCCGCACAGUUGCCACAGAGCUGGAAACGAUGCCCCCUCUGGCUGCCUCUCCCAAGCCUCAAGGACUCCAGGGGACAGGACUGGGACCAGCAAGUGCAGAAAAGCUGGCUGUGUGUAUUUUGGAACUCCAGAAAACAAGGGAUUUUGCACGCUGUGUUUCAUCGAGUACAGAGAAAACAAACAUUUUGGCGCUGCCUCAGGGAAAGCCAGUUCCACAGCCUCCCGGUUCCAGAACGCUGUUCCGUGCCUAGGGAGGGAGUGCGGCACCCUUGGAAGCACCAUGUUUGAAGGAUACUGUCAGAAGUGCUUCAUUGAAGCUCAGAACCAGAGAUUUCAUGAAGCAAAAAGGACUGACCAGCAACUGAGAUCGAGCCAGCGCAGAGAUGUGCCUCGAACCACACAGGGCGCCUCAAGGCCCAAGUGUGCCCGAGCUUCCUGCAAGAACAUCCUGGCCUGCCGCAGUGAAGAGCUCUGUAUGGAGUGCCAGCACCUCAGCCAGCGGGUGGGCCCUGGGACCCACCGGGGUGAACCUACUCCUGAAGAGCCCCCCAAACAGCGCUGCCGGGCCCCUGCCUGCGAUCACUUUGGCAACACCAAGUGCAACGGCUACUGCAAUGAAUGCUUUCAGUUCAAGCAGAUGUAUGGCUAAGCAGAAACAUGUGACCAGCUCCACCAAGAGGGGCCGCAGGCCACCAGCCAGAGUGGUGCUAUGCUCCAAACCCCCGGAUGCCAUGGAAGGGGCGGGCCCUGGGACAGUGGCCUUGAGGGUGUCUUCAAGCAAGGGAGGGAAGAUAAGCUCUUCGUCAUGACUGUGAUUCAGGGAUUUGGUAACCAGGAAUAUUCCCAAGCAGCCUCAGAGCAAAGCUUGUGACUAGCAGUGUGUUCUGUCAGAUUCAGCCCCAGCCUCUCGUUGCUCCUCUCCUGCCAAGCAGAGGGCUGGGACAACUUUGGACUUGGAAUGUGUGCUAGGACUAGCAGUAGCCCCUACCCUCCACCCGCCAGGACUGCUUUAUCAUCUUGCAAAAACAGAAAAAGACACAUGGACAGACGGUCAGGAGGCCCAGAGCCAUCCCACCUGCCCUCCAUCAGCAUUUUUCAGAGUUGUGAAGUUGAAUCCUCAAGGCACAAAAAGCCCUCUGCAAGUGCUUGCAGAAGCUCAGGGAGAAUUCACGUAUUCACAAAGUAUCAGUAGUUCAUGGUUGUCCCCACCUAUUUGGCACCUUUCUAUCUUUUUUUUUCCUUUGUAUUUUAGAGUCUUUUUAAAAAUUUGUUCUUUUUAGACAUACAUGACAGUAGAGUGUAUUUUGACAUACAUACAUACAUGGCAUAUAACUUC